GCAUUUUCUCCGCUUCUCAGUGAAAGCGCGGUGCCAUGGCUUUGCCCCUGGGUUUUACUCCUUUGGAGGUUCGGACGUAUUUGAUUCUCACACUUUGCUGGGUGAGUAUCGUCGUGGUGAACCUACUGGAGCAGCCUUAUGCGAGAUCGCUGAUCCACUGCGAGACUCCGGUGAGUACGGAGGAAGGUAGCGCUUUCUCAGGCUCGAAGUACUGUGGGAAUCGCUUGUACGUCAUUGACAUGGGCACCCAUGUCUCUGGCAAGGGCCAGAGUCUCGAGAACGUUGGACGGAUCCUCAUCACCCUGUUCGUAAGUGGUUUUGCAGACUAUGGCCGGAAACGCGCUGCGCUCUUGGGGCAGUUUCUGAUCACACUAUCUACGGCGCUUUUUGCAGUGGCCAUGUUCCUUCCACAAGGAUUAGCCAUUCCAACCUACAUCUUGGCACAAGGGCUGCAAGGGAUGAGUGGCAUUGGCAUCUUAGACCAGAUCGUCACCGGCGAUGUGGCGCUCAUCCUCAACGAUGGCGUUGGGGUGUACAGUCGCAAAGGCAUUGUCUCCGCAUUUUUGAUGGUCAUCUUGGUGCCCAUCAUCGUGUAUGUCCAGUAUGCCGAGAUCACGGAUUUUACAUGGGUCUGGACUGGGAUCGUGUCAUUGAACACCUUCGCCAUGGUCUUGGUGUUUUUCUUCUUUCCAGAGACCCUCCACAAGAAAAGUGAAAAGGAAAAAGAGGACCUGAAGAAGAAACCCACUUCUAUCGCAGGUGUUGCGUUGGAUGAGAUGAAGACCUUUCGCACCAUCGUCAAGACGCAUCCCUAUGUCGGCUAUCGCCUGGCUGAGGACUUCUUAGUCAAGUUGGCAGAUUGCAGUGCCAUUGGCAUGCCCUUCAUGAUGGCUCAGUUUCAAUUUUCUCAGUUUCAUGCGCUGGUCUUCCAGUUCAUUCCUCAGCUGGUGGGUGGCGUGCUUUUAGGUGGCCUUGUGGCAUCACUCUGUCGGGCUCAUGGUACUCGAAAAGUCUGGCAGAACUGCUUCUUCUUUCAUAGGAGCACUAGCAUCAUGAACGCCUUCUUGAUGCCAGUCACCAUCUUUGGCAUUCCGUAUCCCUUGCUGGGCGGUUUGAUGCACCUGCCCUUAAGUGGCUUUCCAGCUUUGUUGCAAGCCGUGGAAAUUCGCCUCGUGGGGCAGGAGACAAACGCCAAGUACCAAGCCAUGGCCCAGUUGAUGGGAUUCAUCUCUGGGGCGAUCACCAGUUGGCUCUACAGCGCCAUCUUUUUUGGUGAAGCUACGAGCUAUGCUCGCAUCGUGGCACCGUACGCGGUGUCGGCCAUGUUCAUGGCGACCAGCAUCCUUCCCUUUUGGCUCACCACGGGUCCCAUGCAGCUCGCUGAGUGCGACAAGCUGGACCAGGAGGCUCUUGCUGAGAUGAAGAAGAAAGAAGAAGAAGAAAAGGCGCAGGCCGAGAAAAAGGCGGAAACAGCUGAGGGGACCAAUGAGGCCUCUUCACCCCUCAAACCAGAAGCUGAACCAGAAACUGAGCCCUUACUGGAGAAGAGUGAAGAAGUGAACGUGGCACCCAAGACUGAAGAGGAGAAGAAGGAGGACUAGGUCAAGCUGAUUGGCAAAGCAGCAUGCGAAAGACGUGCUGUGACUUACGCAUCAAAACCAGGGCAGUGUCAACCAGGAUGGUUUGCUUUCUUGAGUC
Messenger RNA from Cladocopium goreaui, 1698 nucleotides. Lineage: Eukaryota; Dinophyceae; Suessiales; Symbiodiniaceae. The record is from the annotation of a GenBank genome assembly.